AUGGAAAUGCAAGCUAAAGCUGAGCGGAAAAUGAGGGCGAAAGUGCUCGACUCCGAAGGCCGUCGACAGUCGGCGAUUAACAUCGCCGAGGGGAAAAAACUAUCGGUGACCUUGGAGUCGGAGGCGGCGAAGAUGGAUCAAGUGAAUAGAGCUAAAGGAGAGGCUGAGGCUAUAAUUACGAGUGCACAAGCCACGGCCAAAGGGAUUCAAGAGGUGUCAAGAGCCAUUGAAGAGAGUGGCGGUGUUGACGCUGUGAGUUUGAGGAUUGCAGAGCAGUACAUUGAGGCGUUUGAUAAGAUCUGCAAGGAAGGGACGUUGAUGUUGCUUCCUGGCAACGGAGGUGAUGCAGCCAGUAUGAUUGUUCAAGCGGCGGCGAUAUACAAGAAGGUUUCUAACAAGUUUGAUGAGUCUCCAUCUUCUUCUUAUAGGUAA
Messenger RNA from Ilex paraguariensis (yerba mate), 432 nucleotides. The record is from the annotation of a GenBank genome assembly. Lineage: Eukaryota; Viridiplantae; Streptophyta; Magnoliopsida; Aquifoliales; Aquifoliaceae.